Molecule: messenger RNA, 1382 nt
Organism: Dendrobium catenatum
Lineage: Eukaryota; Viridiplantae; Streptophyta; Magnoliopsida; Asparagales; Orchidaceae
Product: acetylglutamate kinase
Exons: 1
Coding region: 34-1059 (341 amino acids)
Biological process (GO): L-arginine biosynthetic process
Cellular component (GO): chloroplast thylakoid; cytoplasm
Molecular function (GO): arginine binding; ATP binding; acetylglutamate kinase activity
Source: RefSeq, a predicted model, not a curated record
GCCUAAGGGAAAAGUCAAGCAGAUCAAACGAAGAUGCUAUCAGCAAAGCCAUUGACGACUCGUCAUCCUACCUUCUUCCCCUUAAAAAAUUCCCGCUUCCCUAACCCUAAACCUAGACUUGCCCCAACCCAAUCCCUCCGGAUUCAGGCUAUUAUGUCCGCUUCUCUUACCACCUCCACCGCCGAUUCAGAAGCGAGAACGGCCACCCCUGCGCUGACCCGAGUGGACAUCCUAUCCGAAUCCCUCCCUUUCAUCCAGCGCUUCCGCGGCAAGACCAUUGUGGUAAAGUAUGGCGGCGCCGCUAUGAAGUCUCCCGCCCUGCAGGCUUCCGUCAUCAAUGACCUUGUCCUCCUCGCUUGCGUUGGUCUCCGGCCAGUUCUCGUCCAUGGUGGAGGCCCAGAGAUAAACGCAUGGCUCCUCCGUCUCGGAGUCCAGCCCGAGUUCCACAACGGCCUCCGUGUUACUGACGCUCUCACUAUGGAGGUCGUGGAGAUGGUCCUUGUCGGCAAGGUCAACAAGUCACUCGUCUCCCUAAUAAAUCUCGCCGGCGGCACAGCCAUCGGCCUCUGCGGUAAGGAUGCCAGACUUCUCACUGCCCGGCCUUCACCCGAUGCAUCUUUGCUUGGAUUCGUCGGUGAGAUCGCUCGGGUCGACCCAGCGAUUCUACGCCCCAUCAUUGCCAACGGCCACAUCCCUGUCAUUGCUUCUGUCGCUGCAGAUGAAAAGGGUCAGGGGUACAAUGUGAAUGCGGAUACUGCCGCAGGUGAGAUUGCCGCCGCCGUUGGGGCUGAGAAGCUAAUACUUCUGACGGAUGUGGCAGGAAUAUUAACGGAUCGCAAUGAUCCCCGCAGCCUCGUGAAAGAAAUCGACAUCAAUGGGGUAAGAAGACUGGUCGAAGAGGGGAAGGUAGCUGGGGGGAUGAUCCCUAAAGUCGAUUGCUGCGUGAGGUCGCUUACACAGGGGGUUCGAACUGCAAGUAUAAUUGAUGGGAGAGUGGCGCAUUCAUUGCUGCUUGAGAUUCUCACGGAUGAGGGAGCUGGAACGAUGAUCACUGGCUGAGUCUGCAGUGGCAGUGGAGAAGAUAAGUGCUGUUAGAUUGUUGCACAACUGUUCUGCUUCUUUCUCGUAGCUUGGCUGCUGAUUCUCAGUUGCUUCUUUUUGUCGAUCUUCCUCACGUUUCCUUUAUUGAAUUCCUUUUUGGAUUCCUUUGAUUAGAAAAUUCUUGAUGUUUGCGGAACUUUUGAUAAUUGAACAAUGGAAAAAUUAGGGAACUUGGAUGUAAUAAACUUUCCUGGAGUGUUGCUUGACUAAGAAAUUCAUAUGCAUUUUGUAUAGAUGUUUUUAGCUAAGGCCUCACGUAUUUUAUAGCAAACAAAUGUUGA